Panicum virgatum (switchgrass) is the source of this 1229-nucleotide messenger RNA. RefSeq lists its product as uncharacterized. Lineage: Eukaryota; Viridiplantae; Streptophyta; Magnoliopsida; Poales; Poaceae. Bases 618 to 1022 code for a protein of 134 amino acids. The record is from RefSeq and is a predicted model, not a curated record. The transcript has 2 exons.
CUGCAUAUCCAUGGUCUGGGUAUAUGUUCAGUCCUUCUAUUCUAUUGGUAACAUGUGUUCUUUAUUUUUAGUGUGGCAACAGAGCUUCAAAAUUUUCAGUGUCAAAACAAAGAUUUAGGCUAAGGUACAGGACACCAAGACCAAGAUUAAAAACGAAAGGUGGAGUAUUUUUAAUCCAUAUCACUAGCUGCUCAAUAAGUUUACCUAUACAACAUGUUAUUGUUGAAUUCUUAUUAUUCAUUCAAAUAUAAAUAUAAAGCUUAUUUAAAGAUUUGAAAAAUACUAAUGCACUGUCAGGUCAUAUUGGGGGUGCAAACUUAGGCUUUUGUCAUUGUUCGUAGUUUGGAGAAUGCAAAACGAGAUGAGUGUAUCCCACGACAAAUUAGACAAGUUUGGAUUGUAGUUUGUUUUCUAGGGAUUAUGCCAUCAACAUGAUUCCUUUUUGUUAAGCAUUUUCCUUAGCUGCAUUUUUGUUAUGUUCAUGUAUCAUCAUCUGAUUACUCAUAAAUUGCAGAGGCUUUAUGAGGAUUUUCACAAAGAAGCACCUGCUGAUCUACUAGCCCAUCUAUGAAGUUUGGAUGCCUGUUCUAAUCAGUUUAGAACAUAUAUGCUGAAACAUGUACAUUUCGUUCCUCGCCCUCCUCCUCGCGUUCUGCUUCGCCGCCUGCGCGGCUGUCGAAAGGGCGCCCAAGAACAGGUACAUUUCGUACGCCGGCGUGCGCGAUGCCAGACUUGAGAACGGCGCCGGCCACGGCCGGAUCCCUCCGGGCUGUUCGGCUUACACCGGGAGGUGUCCCAGUAGCCGCCGGGCUCCAACGGAGGCCGGCAGCGCGACGGUGGCCACGGGGGGAUCGAAGGGCGAUCACAUGAGCCAUGCUGCUUUGCCGAGCGAUGAUAAGCAUCAGGCUCCGACAAAGGCUGGAGCCAAGAAGGGAGCCGCCGCAACCAAGGGUCAUUACAAAGUCAUGCUGCAAUGUCCGCGGAAUGCGAACUUCUUGGGUGUCCCCCUCGCCCGUAACUGACGAACUGGAGAGGUUAGUUCUCAAGCUGAAGAAUAAACAUAGCACAACCGUGCAAGCCGUGGAGAACUUGGCAGGCGUGAGAUGUAACGCCGUAUUGUAUUUGCUUAUUUGCUUAGUCUGGGAGCCAUACAGGUAUCCUCGAACAACUGCUCACAGGAGUUCUGAAUACCUGUAGUAAUGCCGUAUUGUAUCUGCCGAGCCUGUGAG